AUGUUUCCAUCACAAAUUCACCUUACUGUUGCAAUUUUAAAGAUCACGACACCAUUUAAGAGAAGCAGGACUGGAGUAUGUACUUCUUGGCUUGCAUCCAUUGAUCUCAGCCAGCAGAAAGAAGUGUUAGUUCCUGCUUGGAUUACUAAGGGUACCAUGUCUCUUCCAAAAACACUAUCCACUCCAUUGAUUAUGGUUGGACCUGGUACAGGAUUAGCUGCAUUUAAAAGCUUCUUGCAAGAUCGAUUUGUGAAAGUUCAUUCUGGCCAUGGUGGAGAUGUUAUUGGGCGAAGUAUACUAUUUUUCGGGUGCAGAAAUAAGGAAAAAGACUUUUUAUAUGCUGACGAAUUGGUUAAAAUGUCGAAUGAGCCCAAUUUUAACUUUUAUCUCUUUACUGCAUUCUCACGAGAUCAGGAAACCAAAGUUUACGUUCAGCACAGAAUUACUGAACAAAAAGAUGUACUUUUUGACUUGAUUGUGAAUCAAGGAGCCUACUUUUAUGUCUCUGGAAAUGCCAAAGUGAUGCCUGAAUCUGUUUUCAAGGCCGUGAAAUCAGUUCUUGUAAGUGGUGGCAUGAAUGAAGCUCAAGCUGAUGAAUAUUUGAAGCAAAUGGAUACUUCAAAGCGAUAUCAAGUAGAAACAUGGUAA
Naegleria lovaniensis is the source of this 648-nucleotide messenger RNA. RefSeq lists its product as uncharacterized. NCBI's taxonomy places the organism in Eukaryota, Heterolobosea, Eutetramitea, Acrasida, Naegleriidae. The coding region runs from base 1 to 648 and encodes 215 amino acids. Gene Ontology annotation, cellular component: cytosol. The transcript has a single exon. The record is from RefSeq and is a predicted model, not a curated record. Gene Ontology annotation, molecular function: oxidoreductase activity; flavin adenine dinucleotide binding; FMN binding.